GAUGGCACCAACCUGUUUCUAAGGUAUUGCUUUACUCAAUUUUAAACUAAGAGCUUGUGUUUGUCAAGCAUUUGCAAUUGUAUUUCUGUUCAUUUGCAAGUUAUUUUCUCUUCUUCUGAAAAAGAGAACCUGAAUUUGGACUCAUAUCAAGAUGCUCUGAAGAACAACAACUCUUUAGGAUAGCCACUGCAACAUCAUGACCAAAGACAAAGAACCUAUUGUUAAAAGCUUCCAUUUUGUUUGCCUUAUGAUCAUAAUAGUUGGAACCAGAAUCCAGUUCUCCGACGGAAGUGAAUUUGCAGUAGACAAGUCAAAAACAGGUCUUACUCGUGUUCCAAAAGACCUACCGCCAAAAACCAAAGUCUUAGAUAUGUCUCACAACUCCAUAGCUGAGCUUCAGGUCUCUGACAUGAGCUUUCUGUCAGAGCUGAAAGUUUUGAGACUUUCCCAUAACAAAAUCCAGCUACUUGAUUUAAGCGUUUUCAAGUUCAACCAGGACUUGGAAUAUUUGGAUUUAUCUCAUAAUCAGUUGCAAAAGAUAUCCUGCCAUCCUAUUAUGAGUUUCAGGCAUUUAGAUCUCUCAUUCAAUGACUUCAAGGCCCUGCCUAUCUGUAAGCAAUUUGGCAACUUGUCACAACUGAAUUUCUUGGGGUUGAGUGCUAUGAAGUUACAAAAAUUAGAUUUGCUGCCAAUUGCUCACUUGCAUCUAAGUUACAUCCUUCUGGAUUUAAGAAAUUAUUAUAUAAAAGAAAAUGAGACAGAAAGUCUACAAAUUCUGAAUACAAAAACACUUCACCUUGUUUUUCACCCCUCUAGUUUAUUCUCUAUCCAAGUGAACAUAUCAGUUAAUACUUUAGGGUGCCUACAACUGACUAAUAUUAAAUUGAAUGAUGACAACUGUCAAGUUUUCAUUAAAUUUUUAUUAGAACUCACCAGAGGUCCAACCUUACUGAAUUUUACCCUCAGUCACAUAGAAACAACUUGGAAAUGCCUGGUGAGAGUCUUUCAAUUUCUUUGGCCCAAACCUGUGGAAUAUCUCAAUAUUUACAAUUUAACAAUAAUUAAAAGCAUUCGUGAAGAAGAUUUUACUUAUUCUAAAACGACAUUGAAAGCAUUGAAAAUAGAACAUAUCACGAACCAAGUUUUUAUCUUUUCACAGACAGCAUUGUACACCGUGUUUUCUGAGAUGAACAUUAUGAUGUUAACCAUUUCAGAUACACCUUUUAUACACAUGCUGUGUCCUCAUGCACCAAGCACAUUCAAGUUUUUGAACUUUACCCAGAAUGUUUUCACAGAUAGUAUUUUUGAAAAAUGUUCCACGUUAGUUAAGUUGGAGACACUUAUCUUACAAAAGAAUGGAUUAAAAGACAUUUUCAAAGUAAGUCUCAUGACUAAGGAUAUGCCAUCUUUGGAAAUACUGGAUGUUAGUUGGAAUUCUUUGGAAUCUGGUAGACAUAAGGAAAACUGCACUUGGGUUGAGAGUAUAGUGGUGUUAAAUUUGUCUUCAAAUAUACUUACUGACUCUGUUUUCAGAUGUUUACCUCCCAGGAUCAAGGUACUUGAUCUUCACAACAAUAAAAUAAAGAGCAUUCCUAAACAAGUCAUAAAACUGGAAGCUUUGCAAGAACUCAAUAUUGCUUUCAAUUCUUUAACCGACCUUCCUGGAUGUGGCAGCUUUAGGAGCCUUUCUGUGUUGAUCAUUGAUCACAAUUCAGUUUCCCACCCAUCAGCUGAUUUCUUCCAGAGCUGCCAGAAGAUGAGGUCAAUAAAAGCAGGGAACAAUCCAUUCCAGUGUACCUGUGAGCUAAGAGAAUUUGUCAGAAAUAUAGAGCAAGUAUCAAGUGAAGUGGUAGAGGGCUGGCCUGAUUCUUAUAAGUGUGACUACCCAGAAAGUAAUAGAGGAACCACACUAAAGGACUUUCACAUGUCUGAAUUAUCCUGCAACAUAACUCUGCUGAUCAUCACCAUCGGUGCCACCAUGCUGGUGUUGGCUGUGGCUGUGACCUUCCUCUGCAUCUACUUGGAUCUGCCCUGGUAUCUCAGGAUGGUGUGCCAGUGGACCCAGACCCGACGCAGGGCCAGGAACGUACCCUUAGAAGAACUCCAAAGAAAUCUCCAGUUUCAUGCAUUUAUUUCAUAUAGUGAACAUGAUUCUGCCUGGGUGAAAAAUGAAUUGGUACCUUACCUAGAGAAAGAAGGUAUGCAGAUUUGCCUUCAUGAGAGAAACUUUGUUCCUGGCAAGAGCAUUGUGGAAAAUAUCAUCAACUGCAUUGAGAAGAGUUACAAGUCCAUCUUUGUUUUGUCUCCCAACUUUGUCCAGAGUGAGUGGUGCCAUUAUGAGCUCUACUUUGCCCACCACAGUCUGUUUCAUGAAGGAUCUAAUAACCUAAUCCUCAUCUUACUGGAACCCAUUCCACAGAACAGCAUUCCCAACAAAUACCACAAGCUGAGGGCUCUGAUGACGCAGAGGACUUAUUUGCAAUGGCCCAAGGAGAAAAGCAAACGUGGGCUCUUUUGGGCUAACAUUAGAGCCACUUUUAAUGUGAAAUUAACACUAGUCACUGAAAACGAUGUGAAAUCUUUAAAAAAAUUAGAAAACUCAAGAAACCAUAUUUACUUGGAUGAUGGUGAACAGUACAGUUCUAAGUAACCUCCAUUAUCCUCAUGCCUUCAGGAAAGACUUAACAAAAACAACGUUUCAUCUGGGGAGUUGGGCUAGGUGGUGAGGUGGUACUCAACUUGCCAGUUAGAGACAGCCCGGUCUCUUCCGGUUUAGUCAUUAUGUCUCAAAUUGGAACAGUCUCUUUUGAGUAAAUUCUCAGUUUUUCAGCUCCUCUCCACUCUGCUUUCCCAAAUGGAUUCUGUGUGAGCAAGAGUUUAUAUGGCUUCAUGGCAGUAAGGAAACAGUCAACUUCAGUGUCAUAUGCACUGGUCCUCAGAGUGCCCUGUGAAUCCUAUUGGUUUCUUGGUCAGCAUCAUCAUUCUCUUCAAGUUUGGGCUUGGGGAAAAAAUUAGAUCAGCUACGGCAUAUAAAAAAGUCUUUUGUUUCACAUAUGUGUAAUAACUUAUUUAUUUUUUUAUCCUGCUACACAAAUAUGUAAUUAACCAAUGAGAACUCAUGAUGUAAUAGUGUAUGUAUGUAAAGGGAAAUAUGGACUUCGUCAUAAGCUGUUGAGGUGAAAGACGUGGAUUUACCUGCUUUCCAAGAAAACUCAGGGCCAAAUUUAUUUGUAACUGGGUAUUGAAUGGGACUUUUCUGGUUGUCUUAGAAUUCUGGCUAAAGCCUCAAAGCUAACAAGACAGUAACUGCACCCACAUGAUACUAGACACAGCCAGCCUGGAAGAGCAGAAGGAGACCAAUGACUCCCAGUCUGUAUUAUCCAUCUCUAGGAGACUAGAGUCAAAAGCAUGAUUAAAGAGUCAUUAAGCGGAGGUUCUAGACCAUAGGGAGGUUGCUUUGAAUUUCUUGCAGACAAGUGUGAGGGACUCUAAGCACAGUAGAAGGUAGCCUGGCAUCCCACUCCAAGACUGAAAGCUUGCAGAGUAACAGGAGCACACGGGUUCAGUGCAGCAAAUGUGGUGUGGCUUGAGAACUCUUGGAAGAGCUUGAUGAGUGUUUGCUGGAGUUUGGGAUGAGGGUGGGCACUGGGAACACAGAGACUGGUAAAUAGUGCUUAGCAAAUACAAGUGCUUGAUAAAUA
Rhinopithecus roxellana (golden snub-nosed monkey) is the source of this 3701-nucleotide messenger RNA. RefSeq names its product toll like receptor 6 (gene TLR6). NCBI's taxonomy places the organism in Eukaryota, Metazoa, Chordata, Mammalia, Primates, Cercopithecidae. The record is from RefSeq and is a predicted model, not a curated record. Gene Ontology annotation, molecular function: Toll-like receptor 2 binding; transmembrane signaling receptor activity; lipopeptide binding. The transcript is spliced from 2 exons. Gene Ontology annotation, cellular component: Toll-like receptor 2-Toll-like receptor 6 protein complex; membrane. The coding region runs from base 197 to 2650 and encodes 817 amino acids. Gene Ontology annotation, biological process: cellular response to diacyl bacterial lipopeptide; toll-like receptor signaling pathway; inflammatory response.